AUGUCUUUCCCGGGUACGCUCAGCUCGCAGCUCACGGCCGUCAUGGAGGCUCUGCUGAAGGCGGUGGUGGCCCAGGUCACCGCUGUCGUGGAGGACCGAGUGGUGGAGCUGAGGCUGCAGCUGCGAGACAGAGACCGAGAGUUAAUGGGCAAGCAGCGGCACAUCGAGCUCAGGGACCGGGAGAUCCUGGAGAAGCAGCGGGACAUCGAGCUCAGGGACCGGGAGAUACUGCAGCUGCGAGCCGUUGUGGAGGAGCUCAGAGCCCGGGAGGAGGAGGAGGAGGAGGCUGUGAUCGCCGUGGAGGAGAGGGCAGAGGAGGCACAGAGCUGCAGCCAAGUGUGGACCAAAGAAGAAGAAGAAGAAGAAGACGAUACCGACUCGGAGUGUGUGAUGAAGUGGGAGCCCAACGAUUUCCUCAUUUCUCCGUCUAUUCUCCCAGCGCACCUGUCUGCUUCUGCUGACGUCACCGCUUCCACGAGUACAAAUACUGCUGCCGAGGCUUUCUGUUCGAACGACACCAGCAGCACGGAGCCCACACACACUUUCAGUUCUCCAGAGACGCAGGACUUCGCCAACCCGGGACGCGGCACCAAAGAGUUGUUCCCGUCCACGUCCAGCUCCAGCGGCUACAGAUGCGACCAGUGCGGGAAGACGUUCACCGGGAAGAAACGCCUCAUCACCCACCAGACGGUCCACACGGGAGCCCGGCCCUACGGGUGUCCCAAGUGCGGCCAGAGGUUCACACGCAGCGACAGCCUGGUGCGGCACCUCAAACUGGACUCGUGCUGCAAAGUCACCUCCCUGUUCUUGGAUAAAACUCAGUACUUUGGGCCUUAG
Messenger RNA from Knipowitschia caucasica, 837 nucleotides. NCBI's taxonomy places the organism in Eukaryota, Metazoa, Chordata, Actinopteri, Gobiiformes, Gobiidae. The record is from the annotation of a GenBank genome assembly.